CGUGCUGGGUCCUCCGAACGCAUUCGAACUCGACACGCCUUACCUCCUCCUUCGGCUUCACCCAUUUACUCUGCACCAUCAGCCAUGCAGCUCAGCCUUUUUCGCCUCAUCCUCGCCGUCCUGGCGCUCCUGGUCACAAUCGUUGCCGCGGAGACCAACGCCGAGCGCAUGUCGAAAGGCUUGCCCCCAUUACCACCGCGCUGGCUCGUCAAACACCGGGCUCAGCAGAAUAACGAACACACGGAAACUGACGGGUCCGCACAACCCGGAAGCCGACCAGAAAUGCAGUCGCGAACAGAGACUGCCGAGCCCCGUCAUGUCUCCAUGUCGCCCACCACCUGCAUGGUCGACUGGGCUCUCCCCGGCACGAAGUGGUGCUGCCGUCGGAAAUUCGACCAGCGCCUCUCCAGCUCGUUCUGUUAUCCCGCGGAUUCCUGGGGUCGCUGCUAUGAGCACGACUAUCCUUAUAAACGCUGCUGCAACAUGCUGUUCAACGUAUGUCAGUAAGGGACGUGCGUGUAGGCGCCGAGAUUCGUUAGGCUGCUGGGUGAUUGGGCGCCG
Schizophyllum commune H4-8 is the source of this 561-nucleotide messenger RNA. RefSeq lists its product as uncharacterized. Bases 85 to 507 code for a protein of 140 amino acids. The record is from RefSeq and is a predicted model, not a curated record. The transcript has 3 exons. Lineage: Eukaryota; Fungi; Basidiomycota; Agaricomycetes; Agaricales; Schizophyllaceae.